AUGGAACUGAUGGAUCGAAAGCCAUUAUUUCCUGGAAGAGAUCACGUGCAUCAUGUGGGUCUACUUAUGGAGUUGAUUGGCGCUGAUUUGGGAUUUCUGAAUGAAAAUGCUAAGAGGUACAUCAGGAAACUACCUCUUUAUCGCAACCUCCUUCCCUUAGGCCGUCCACUCCACUAUGAUGAAGAAACCACGAUGUUUCACCACCGAAGCCUCCCAUCGCCGUUGUUUUUGCACGAACUACUGAGCAGAUCCUCGCCCGCGAUGUCACCAAAAACCCCAUCACAAACCACUGCGAAUUUGACUCAUCGCCGGAGUUGGGUUUGUCUCAUCCUUUCCUUUUUUUUCUUUUUUUUAAUUAUUAUUGUUUAUAGUUUGUUUGAUUUUUCGGGAGAUGUGAGAAGUUGA
Molecule: messenger RNA, 405 nt
Organism: Vicia faba (fava bean)
Lineage: Eukaryota; Viridiplantae; Streptophyta; Magnoliopsida; Fabales; Fabaceae
Source: the annotation of a GenBank genome assembly